AUGCCGCGGCUGCCCUCGUGGGACUAUGUUGCCCAUCUUUACAGGACUGUUGUCGACGACGUGAUUCCUCGACUCCAGGCCAUGGCAGAGAACGAGAACCUGCGUUCGCUUCGUCGUUUUGAGCGAGAUGAACCGCCUGAGUACGCAUCGUCCACCGAUGAUGAAUAUCUUGACAUUCACGUCAUCCCACCAUCACCGCCGACCCCGCUUCAGCCACAAGAGCUGAAAGCUCUCCUAGAUCGCCCUUUCAGUCAGCAAGAGCUGCGCUCAGUAUCGUAUUUGAUACGCAGUCUCGCCCGCCCCGACCAUGUUUACCAUGAUGAGGUGUAUCGCGAACACGCUCGGUUCCAGGAUUGGUACUGGGAUCGCGGCGGUCCGAGGCCCGAGAUGUUCAGACGAUUAGAUGGCAUCAUGCGCGAAGGGGUCAUCGCUCGCCAUCUUGUCAAGCGGCGGUGGGAGAAACUGGGUGUCUGGAAUCCCAAGUGGGGUUUCGCUGGCCGCAAUAUGCACCCGUCCGACGACUUCGAGAGUUGGACGUGGUGGUGGCAGCCUGAAGGAUGGGCGGAUCACACGGGCGAUGACUUUGCUACAAGCCCUUGGCGGACCCUGGUUGCGCGGGCAGUACAACUCCGCCAGAAUCUGCGCCGCGGCGAGCGCGCCCCCCUCACACCCAGGUCCAGUCUCACGCUAGAGGCGACUGCUGCCGAGGCCGAGGCAUUCUUCUUCUCUAGGCCAUGGUUUGUGUUUGCCGUCGAGGUCGCUGAAGAGUGCGUGAGACUCGACCGACUGCCCGAACACGAAAGGGGUCAACUACCCUCCGCAACGAAUCAGGUCGUCAAGUGGUGGACAGAGCGCGGUGACUGGAGAGAUGGCCUAGACAAGUCUUGGAAAUGGCCUCAUGAGUCUCCUUCCCCAGAGCCCGAGGAUCUCGCUCCUGCGGAGGCGAUGAAGGACAGCCCGCUCGACGUGGCGGAGGAGAUGGAGUUUACUCCUUCCGAAAUCGACGAGCUGGAGACGAUCGAUCUCCCGAGAUCCGAGCGGCCCAAGGGGUCCUGGGUCAGACGCGGUAGCGACUACAUCACAAUGUUAUUUCCCGGAGUGCACGUCGAUGCCGCGGCAGAGAGCGCUAAGAGGCAACGACGGGACGACGAGCGAAUCGAGAAAUUGAAGGCCGCGGGACUGUACAUCGCACCGCCACCAAAAAGCCCUGAUGUCAGGAAUAUUUUCGGAGCGUUUGCGUUCGAAUGUGACAAGUCAGACGAGUCACGGCAGGCAGGGGUGCUCGAUGCUCUUUCGAGAGAGUCGUCCCCGGACCCAAAGGAAGACACCAAUCGUUCUCCGCCGUCGACCCAAGGACGCUUGCGCCAGCCACAAGACCGGGUAGACAACGUCCAGGGCCGAGACCUCUUACCGACACCGACACCGCCACCCCGACGAAGCGCUAGAAUCGCCGCAAAGCGUGCCGGGGAGCCUCUGCCAUCGCAAGCAGAGCCAAACAAGAGACCUCGGAGGGUGGCACACAGAGCUGCACAACCUGCCACCACCCCCGCCGCCACCGCGACAUCCACCCCAUCUCGUAGCCACAAAAGCCAAAAGACCAGGCCAGAUUCCGCAGGGAGGCCGUUGAAUGGCAGGGUGAGGGCUCGCCCAGGCAAGGGACGGAGCCGCCCGAAGAAGGAGAAGGGACCAAAUAUGCACUCCACGGCGGCCGGGAAGAAAGAGCCUGCGUUCGCAGACACCAAGACCCGGAGGACCAACAUCCCCAGGGCGGCGAGCAAAGGUGCGCGGGGUGGUCCCAGGCGACGGGGAAGACCUAAGAAAGACAGUUAG
This is a messenger RNA of Thyridium curvatum, 1830 nucleotides long. RefSeq lists its product as uncharacterized. Lineage: Eukaryota; Fungi; Ascomycota; Sordariomycetes; Thyridiales; Thyridiaceae. The transcript has a single exon. Bases 1 to 1830 code for a protein of 609 amino acids. The record is from RefSeq and is a predicted model, not a curated record.